Molecule: messenger RNA, 522 nt
Organism: Ixodes scapularis (black-legged tick)
Lineage: Eukaryota; Metazoa; Arthropoda; Arachnida; Ixodida; Ixodidae
Exons: 5
Coding region: 67-462 (131 amino acids)
Source: RefSeq, a predicted model, not a curated record
ACAGAAGGCGUGGAAGGUCUUCUGCGAGAGAUUCCGAACCCGCACUUGUAGACAGCGCCCGAAAGGAUGAAGGUCCUGGUGAUGGUCGCGCUCCUGGCUGCGCUUGUCUACAGGACGUCCUCCGCUGACAUGUGCGAUGUCCUGAGUCAGGACCCCACUAGAGUCGAGAUGAUCUACGUGUGUAUCGAGGCCCUGGCUUCACCGAAGCUCAAGACCGAGAUCUACCACAGGAUCAAAACGUAUUAUCCGUGCGACAAGACGUACGUCUGCUUCGUUCGUAUAGCUUGCUUGAACCCGCCCUAUGAUGACUUUAUCUAUAGCACGCUCAAAAAGGACGGCGACUCGUUCUGCGAGUUCCGCAGAUGGAGCAAAAUUUGUCAGAAGCGUGAACCUGAAGGGACGUACGCUGUCAGAUCCAACGCCUUGGUACAAGGCCGUUACAACCUCACCUCUCUCAACUGAAUGCGUCCCCUGCACGUGCCGAGAAACUUUUAGGAUCGGUGCGGUAAAUAAAAUGCACUC